CCAAGUGAAAGGCCGCUGAUCAAGAGUUGUAGUAAAACAGAGGUCAAGUGGAAGGGAGUCUCCAUUGUAAAUCAAUCCGUCAACUUGCUGGAGAACGCUCUCAAGUCAACCAACCUAUACACGAGUCUCUCAAAUUGAACAGGUGUGCGCAAUCAACUCUUACGUCGAAAAUGUGAAGGUCCUUGGACGGUAAUGUCUGUACACAGAUGUAGAAAUAUGAACCGUUCCGAAGGAGCAACUUCAGGUGCCAGUGCAUCGUAGAAGGACUGAUUUUUAUAAGCUGAUUACAGGUCCCGAUGAAGACAGCUCCUCAUCAAUUCUACUCCCCACGCUUCUCUUCUUCACGAUGGCCGCCACGGACAUAGACAUCUUCGCUAAUGAAGAGAAGCGUAGCCUGGAGCUGGGCGGCCAUGUUGGGUUUGACAGUCUUCCAGACCAGUUGGUCAGUAAAUCAGUCACACAGGGAUUCUGCUUCAACAUCCUGUGUGUCGGUGAGACAGGGAUAGGGAAGUCGACGUUGAUGAACACGCUGUUCAACACACUGUUUGAGGCAGAGGAGGCCAGCCACUACCAGAACGGUGUGUACCUGCGGCCCAGGACCUAUGACCUGAAGGAGAGCAACGUUCAGCUCAAACUGACUGUAGUCGACACCGUGGGGUUCGGAGACCAGAUCAACAAGGAGGAGAGCUUCAAACCCAUAGUGGACUACAUCGACACCCAGUUUGAGACCUACCUGCAGGAGGAGAUGAAGAUCAAACGUUCCCUGUUCAACUACCAUGACACCAGGAUCCAUAUCUGUCUCUACUUCAUCGCCCCAACCGGACACUCUCUCAAAUCACUGGAUCUGGUCACCAUGAAGAAACUGGACAGCAAGGUAAACAUCAUCCCCAUCAUUGCCAAGGCAGACACCAUAUCUAAGAGCGAGCUGCACAAGUUCAAGAUCAAGAUCAUGUCAGAGUUGGUGAGCAACGGUGUUCAGAUCCACCAGUUCCCCACUGAGGACGAGGCUGUCACCGAGAUCAACUCCUCCAUGAAUGCCCAUCUGCCCUUUGCUGUGGUGGGGAGUGUUGAGGAGGUUAAAGUGGGUAAUAAGAUGGUGAAAGCCAGACUGUACCCCUGGGGAACUGUACAGGUGGAGAACGAGAGCCACUGUGAUUUUGUGAAGCUGAGAGAGAUGUUGCUGAGAGUGAACAUGGAAGACCUGAGAGAGCAGACUCACGCCAGACACUACGAGCUCUACAGACGCUGCAAACUGGAGGAGUUGGGCUUCACAGACACAGACCCCGACAACAAACCCUUUAGUCUGCAGGAGACGUAUGAGGCCAAGAGGAAAGAGUUCCUGGGGGAUCUGCAGCAUAAGGAGGACGAGAUGAGACAGAUGUUUGUCAACAAGGUGAAGGAGACCGAGGCAGAGCUGAAAGAAAAGGAGAGGGAGCUCCAUGAGAGGUUUGAGCAGCUGAAGAGGAUGCACCAGGAGGAGAAGAGGAAUCUGGAGGAGAAGAGGAGCGAUCUGGAGGAAGAGAUGAACGCAUUCAACAGGAGGAAGGUGGCAGCUGAGACGCUGAUGGGUCAGUCUCUACAGGGAUCCUCACAACUGUUCAGAAAGGACAAAAAGAACUUCUUUAGUCUUCCGUCUGCGUGCUCCCUAACAGCAGGAAGGAAUUUAAAUUAGAAGACUGACUUUCUACCACGCCAAAAGGAUGGCUGUUUUAUUCUUCCCCUAUUGACAAUUAACAAUCUAUUGAGCUUACUAUUUUUUACAGUGUGAUUCGAAGCUACAUUUUUGUAAAAAUAUGUGCAUCCUAAAUGGCACCCUAUUCCCUAUAAUGUGCACUACUUUUGACCAGGGUGGCACCCUAUUCCCUAUAAUGUGCACUACUUUUGACCAGGGUGGCACCCUAUUCCCUAUAAUGUGCACUACUUUUGACCAGGGUGGCACCCUAUUCCCUAUAAUGUGCACUACUUUUGACCUAAGCCUCUGGUCAAAAAUAGUGCAUUACAAAAGGAAUAGAGUGCCAUUUGGGAUGCAUUCCUUGCUUUGCUGUGCUCUCCUUCCUGAACUCUUCAAGUGAUGUUCUUACCUAAUACCUAGUCUUGGAGUCUUCCAUACAGCUCAGCAUAUUAGUACACACGUUCUCUAAUAGUCAGAAAGUAUAUAGGCUAUAUAUAGGGCUAUAAAGUAGUGCAUUAUAUAGGGUGGUAUUGGGGAUGCAACUUUGGUUGAAUAAAAGCUGAUGCUCUAUAGCAUGCUUCUCUGCAUGACUUUCUUCAAUAAGCAUAAGAUAACUAGCCGAGGUGCCAGUCUGUUUCUGUUCUAGAAAGCAGUUGGUAAGAGAGCAGUAACCGACUGGCAUUCAGGCUGCAAGACAACAAUUUUCAGAUGAAAAUCCCCCAGAGUUUAUUAAGUAGUUCAUUGGGUUAAUAAAUGUGUUUUCCAUGUUGUUGUCAGGGUUUAUUUACCCUGACUGUUCCAUGUAUCCAUGCUGUUGUCAGGGUUUAUUUACCCUGACUGUUCCAUGUAUCCAUGCUGUUGUCAGGGUUUAUUUACCCUGACUGUUCCAUGUAUCCAUGCUGUU
Oncorhynchus nerka (sockeye salmon) is the source of this 2576-nucleotide messenger RNA. RefSeq names its product septin-8-A-like. The record is from RefSeq and is a predicted model, not a curated record. Gene Ontology annotation, cellular component: cell division site; septin ring; septin complex. The coding region runs from base 347 to 1672 and encodes 441 amino acids. Gene Ontology annotation, biological process: cytoskeleton-dependent cytokinesis; intracellular protein localization. The transcript has 11 exons. NCBI's taxonomy places the organism in Eukaryota, Metazoa, Chordata, Actinopteri, Salmoniformes, Salmonidae. Gene Ontology annotation, molecular function: molecular adaptor activity; GTPase activity; GTP binding.